GCGAUGACGCACGACAGGUUUGCGGACGUGGCGGCGGCGCAAGGCCCGGAAGGCGCAGACGCUGACCGCCGCGGCAACUCCUGUAGAGGCGGCAGUGGGGGAGGAAGAGGACGGGGCAGCCAGAAACGGAGGCUCUGCCAUGAACUUACCCGGAACGGUCGCGCCGGCGGACCUGGCAGCCGCCUCCUCGUUGUGUCCCCCUUGCUAACGGGACAGAUUUUGACAUUAUGGCAGGGAGGCAUCAGAAUCGUAGUUUUCCUCUUCCAGGAGUUCAUUCAAGUGGUCAAGUACAUGCAUUUGGAAAUUGUACAGAGAGUGAUGUGUUGGAGGAGGAUGUUGAAGUGUAUGAGCUUCGAUCCAGAGGAAAGGAAAAAAUCCGAAGAAGUACAUCAAGAGAUAGACUUGAUGAUAUUAUAGUAUUAACAAAAGAUAUACAGGAAGGAGAUACUUUAAAUGCCAUUGCUCUUCAGUACUGUUGUACGGUAGCAGAUAUCAAGAGAGUUAACAAUCUCAUCAGCGAUCAAGACUUUUUUGCCCUUAGGUCUAUCAAAAUUCCAGUAAAAAAGUUUAGUUCAUUGACUGAAACACUUUAUCCUCCAAAAGGAAGACAGGCUUCACGUCCUUUAUCUGUUCAAUUCGUUCCAGAACAACAGGAAAUUUUGUCACCUAAUGAUUCUCUUUCUUCCAGUGAGUCAGCUGGUAGCUUUUUAAAAGAAGUGGACCGAGACAUAGAACAAUUAGUAAAAUGUACAGACACCAAAAGAGAGAACCUUAACGAGGUGGUGUCUGCCUUAACAGCACAACAAAUACGUUUUGAACCUGAUAACAAAAACAUUCAACGUAAGGAUCCUUAUUAUGGAGCAGACUGGGGAAUAGGGUGGUGGACAGCUGUAGUGAUAAUGUUGAUAGUAGGUAUAAUAACGCCAGUAUUUUAUUUGCUGUAUUAUGAAAUUUUAGCUAAAGUGGAUGUUAGUCACCAUUCAACAGUGGAUUCUUCACAUUUGCAUUCAGGAGUCACACCCACAUCACAGCAGAGAGAAGUGGAAAAUGGAAUUGCUCCAACUCAAAGAAUACCUUUUGACCAACAAGGUGAACAUAAACUAUAUAGUCAUGAUUCUCAGUCACCUGCUGCUCAACACAAAACAUAGCAUUAGCUCAUAGUUACAAUGUUAGUGAUCACAUAUACAUCUGGAAUGUGGUGAAUCAAUUAUAUUCAGUAACCACUUCAAAGGCAAGAUUUAGGGAGAUUGAAGAUGCUUUUGUUUUUCACCUUUUUUGAGCCAUUUACAAAUGGAUUGAGAAUAAAAUCCCUGCAGUUGCUACUUGAUAUUGAGAGCAGUAAAUCCAUAUAUCUGUUGUAUAAGUGCUUAAAGCAGAAAUGAAUUUAAAUAUGUCUAGAAAGUUCUUAACUUAGAAAACCUGUCUUUUUUCUUAAGACUGGUUAUGUUUAAAUUUUACUUUUUAAUUAUUUUUUUGGUUUAAGGUUAUUGAUGUUACAAAGCAGAAUAAUGAUAGCAUCAGAUAUCUGCAACUGAAUAAAAUUUACUGUGAACCAUCAAAAUAUUUAGUUGCAAAAAAGUGAUUCUAAAAUUAUGAGCACGCAUACUUAAUACUCCAUUUUGAAAGUUUUUGAAAACAAGUUUAGCACGUCUGCCAUGAAAACAAGUAGAAACAAGUGGGAAAAUAAUGUGUAAUGUCUAUAAUAGAGGCUAAGAUAUAUAUUAAAUGUUAUUUUUAAGCCCCUAAAAUAAUGUGUUAUGGUUGGGAAGUUGCUAUUUGGUCACUAGAACACUGGAUUAGGUCAAGACCUAAAAGUAAUCUUUGUCUCUUAAAGAAUGCUGCCUUUGCUUCUGUUUUUUAAGUGAUUCUAUUUGCCUCUGAUAUUUGAAAGCACUUUUGUAAUUCUUUUAUGAAAAGUGUUAUAUGUGUACAGAUUAGCAAUAUUUAGAAAACACAUACUGUGAUAAAUUUUUGCUGUCACACAUGGUAACAUGCCUUAAUUACAUUUAAUGCCUUAUAAUACAUGUGAUACAGUUUUUAGAAUUAAAAUUAGGCGUUAUUUCAGAUGGUCCAAUCAGAUUUAUAACAUAGGCUGUAUAAAUUCGUCUCCACCUUCAUUUCACUAUCAAGCACAAGUUAAUGGAGUCAAAACAAAUUUUCAUUGUCUGCCUCUGACAUAUGUUGCAUAAAAUGGUUCAUAAGGUAAAAGCAGGAGUAGAGACCUUUUGCAUUAGCAAGAACAAAAUGUUUAUUGAACCCUUCACUUGUUUUUCAAAGAGAAAAUCUCCAACUUAAACUUUUUUUUCCUGAACUAUAGCAUAAAAUUGGGGAACAGAGGCCAAAAGUGUAUAAAUUUGUUGAAAGGGCUUGAUAGUGCCACUUUUUAAGAUCUAUGGAUCUGCUAGAUAAGCAUUUUGCAUACCGAUUCCAUCAUUUAAUUUUUAAAAGCAUAUGUUUUUUAAAAUGUAAUCAAAAAUUAAUUAGAAGCAAGAUUUGGUGGAGUCUGGAUUGCCUGUUUUAUGUAUAAGAAAGUAUGUACCUUAACACCUAUAAUACCACCUCAUUUUCUGGGCAUUAUUUCCUAAUUUUAAUGUUUCAACUUUUUGACCAGUCAUUUGAUAUUUCAAACUCCAAUCUUGAUACAAAGUAGGGUGAAUAAAUGUAAAUGAGAUUUUAUGUACCUUCAGUAGCUAAGUUUCAUAAAAAAGAUAGGACGAAGUCAAACAUUAAUGCUUUUGCAUAUAUUUGAGGACCUUAAACAAUUACCAAAAAGUGUUAACAUGGAAGUUGGAUCAAAUUGAUUUUGGGGGUAACUUAUUUUAAAAUUUUAAAAAUUGUUGUGCCUUGGACAUCUUGAAGUGAUGAGUAUGAUCUUUCUAAUUUAUGCUCAGUGUUAACUUGGUCAGUUUACGUUGUAUUUAUUAAGCCUGCUGAAAAAUCAAGUUUUAGGGAAGAAAAUACAGACUUUUAGGAUAGAAUGGGUUAGAUGUCUUUUGAAGAACUUUGUUUACAUUAAAUUGAUGAAAAAUACAGUCAGUGAUUCCUUUUUGCUAGUGGUACUUUGAUUUCCAGGGUAAUUUAUUUUUCAAGUAAUGAGAUGUACUAUGUACUUGAUGAUUAAAAAACAUUUGUCUUGCAAAAUAUCCUGUUCCUUGAAGGAAAUAUAACAUCCUUUUGACACAAUCAGGCAGUUUCCUUUUUCUGUAUAUUUGAAUUACAUAUUUUUAAUUGAAUAUAAUUUGAAUUAUAUAUAAUUCUGUCAUCUACAGAAUUAUAGAUUGUAAUCAUGUCGUUUUUUAAAGAAAAAAAAUCCUAAGCAUUUAAUGCAGAAUUUUAGCCUUUAAAAAGUACUAAUAUACAUAAAAAUUUAUAGCAAAUACAGAUUACUUUGUCAAACUUAAUAAGAAAAGUUAUUGUUUGACACUUGUGUUGAAACCCUUACCUGAAUUUCCACUGAGGCUUCACAUUAGAAGAUAUGUAUCUGUAAAUGUAAAAGUAACUGAACUAUACGUGAAUCAUUGCAUUUGGUUCACUUUAAAAAUUGGUAUUGCAAGUGAAGAAAAAACUAUUUUUAGGGCAGAUUUUUUUUAAGUCCAGUACAAAUGGUUAAGGUUGUUUUGAACUAAUGGAUGCCAUUUAAGAUAUGAUUAUAGAGUCUGCUGGCCACGUUAAGAAUUAGACUAAUGUUAAAUAACUUCUCUAGAAGACUUUUUGUUUUUUAAAGCUUUUUCUGGACUCUGCUAUUCAAUGGCCUGAAGAGUUCUUUAAACGAACCACUAAGUAAUUAGUUCUUUGAAAAGGUAUCUACUUCUAAAAUUACCUACUUGGGAAUAUGAAGGAUACAGUUAAGAGUUUUAGAAAUGUGAAGCAAGGAUACAAAGUUAUAAGGUAAAGGAGUUUUUAGAAGUAUUUACUUAAAUGGUGCAUUAUGAUGGGAGUCAUUCUUAUUUUGAAUUACAACAAUGUUGCUCAGGAAGUUAGUAUUUUUCUUCCAUGUAUGUGCAUAUUGCACUAUUAGAUCAUAGAAAUAUCUGAAUGCAUUAUUUCUUUUUAUAUAUGCAAAUACUAUCAAUCUUGUAUAAUGUAUUUUAUACAAAUGCGAAGUGGAAUUGUAGAACAUUAUGUUAGCAUGUACAUCUGUAAGACUGGUUUUUAAAACUUGCUCCAUAUUUUUCAUAUUUUAAAAGAUCUUCAAAAUGUAAUAAAGUUUCUAUUUUAUUAUUCAAUCUAAAAUGGAAGCUGGUGAAUUUAAUUGAAUAAAGCAAACCUUCUUUCAAA
Molecule: messenger RNA, 4278 nt
Organism: Pteropus alecto (black flying fox)
Lineage: Eukaryota; Metazoa; Chordata; Mammalia; Chiroptera; Pteropodidae
Gene: LYSMD3
Product: LysM domain containing 3
Exons: 3
Coding region: 228-1148 (306 amino acids)
Biological process (GO): Golgi organization
Cellular component (GO): Golgi apparatus
Source: RefSeq, a predicted model, not a curated record